Aspergillus caelatus is the source of this 2496-nucleotide messenger RNA. RefSeq names its product Zn(II)2Cys6 transcription factor. The record is from RefSeq and is a predicted model, not a curated record. The coding region runs from base 1 to 2496 and encodes 831 amino acids. The transcript has 4 exons. Lineage: Eukaryota; Fungi; Ascomycota; Eurotiomycetes; Eurotiales; Aspergillaceae. Gene Ontology annotation, molecular function: DNA binding; zinc ion binding; DNA-binding transcription factor activity, RNA polymerase II-specific. Gene Ontology annotation, biological process: regulation of DNA-templated transcription; DNA-templated transcription.
AUGGCCGAUAAACACACACCACCCCGAACACGGCACACCAGUCGCGCCAGCUACGCCUGUUCUCGAUGCAAGAAGGCCAAGCGACGGUGUGACAUCGCCCAACAGAUCGCCCCUGGCGAUUCCUGCUCGGCAUGCCGUCAGCGGAAUGAACCAUGCGAUUCCCGCCAACGCGGCGAGGACCGACGUCGACAGAGGAAGCGCCAUACCAAUGUGGAGAUUCAUGCCAGAAUCGCCAGCCUUGAGAAUGAGAUCAGAAACAUCUCAUCGCAGAGGAGACCGGUUGAAGGUGACGAGAGGCCGACGAGCGACCACCUCAGCAUUGGCGCAUCCCGAGAUGAUGUGUCGCGAAUUCGAGAUCCGAAGGACCUGUCGGCUGCCAAUUCUCCCGGUCCGCUUGGUCCCCAAUGGCAGCAAAGCUUUCCCAGCCCGGCUGCUUCGAGUAGCGCUUUGUCGUCGAUGUCCGCGCAACCCCUCGACGCGUGCAACACGCACAACCGUGCCGCAUCAUUCACAUCGUCGGCCCGGUGUAUGCGAUCUUCGGACAAGGGGAAAUCCCGCCCCAUACACUCGAAACGUUUUCCCACCGGCAUGGAUGAGGUCACACCACCGGCGGGCGUGCUUCCAGGAGCAGAGGAGAGAAACCAACGCUACUUUGGCGCUUCCAGCAUCUUUCCCUACGGCGAACGACAAUCCCCGCCACCACGCCAUGCCGUCGCGGACCAUGUGAUGCAAAGGGCACGACUCUCCCCAACCUCGCUGGAAGACUUCACCGAACCGGAGCCGAUCGUUUCUCACCUUCUGGAUCUAUUCUGGGAGUACCAGGCAUCACAUCUCCUCCUCAUCGAUCGAGAAAUAUUUCUGCGGCACCGGAAGCUAGCGCAGGAGGGAGAUGGACUGGGUGAUCGCAACUUUUACACGCCCUGCCUGCUCUAUGCGAUCCUGGCGUUGGCCUCUAUGAUCAGCACGGACAGGGGUGUCAAGCGAUACUCAGCAGGACCGGGAGAUGUGCCAGGCGACAUAUUUAACCAGCGAGCGCGGAUAUUGUUCGAGAUCGAGAUGGAGACCCCGGCGGUGACCACCGUUCAAGCGGCCGUUCUGAUAGGCGCCCGGUAUGGCACCUUCAUAGACAGCUGCCUUGGCUGGACGUUUAGUGGCAUGGCCUUUCGCAUGGCUACCAAAUUAGCUCUUCACCUAGACUGUUCGAAAAUGGUUGCCAUGGGCCACAUGUCGGAGGAGACAGCCCAAAGUCGGCUGGUGACGUUCUGGGGUUGCUACAUUGAAGACAAGCUUUAUAGCGCAUAUUGCCAGCGACCGACGAUGCUGAUGGACUGGGACAUCACAAUUGCUUCUCCGCAGGAACAGCCUCAAGCCAAACCAUACAUGUCCCCUCACCUUCUGCCAUGGACGGUAUCUCUGAACAAACUAUGCGGCAAAACGCUGCUGGGGCUUUACGCGCAACGGCACUAUAACAAUCGUGAUGAUGGUUUGAAAAGGAUCGCAUCAGAGAUCCACCGAGAACUUUGGGAAUGGCAGCACGACCUCCCAGCGGACCUGUCAUGGCCGCCGAGUGGGACCACGGCUCGUGCUUCACCUUCAGUCUUAGUCUUACAUAUGCAAUUCUAUUACAAUCUCAUCCUCCUUCACCGACCCUUUCUAGAAUUCUCCAGGGUUCGGCGUGAGAUUACCCAAGGCCAAAACUCGCCCACCACAUCAACUAAAACAUGUGCAAUUGCUGCUGCGAAUAUUGUGCGUCUUGUGUGUGACUACCGGGAGCAUUACAAUAUACGGCAGAUCUCACCGAACGCGGUGCACAUCAUAUUCAUCGCAGCAACGAUUCACCUGAUCAACUUUCGACUGACCAACGCCGAACCACAUAGCCAACUCCUGCGUGGGUGUAUUCCAGCGCUAUCGGAGCUCGGGGACUCCUAUCCCAUCUCCCAGAAAGCCUUGGGCAUUCUAUCCACCCUUAUCAAGCGCGUUGCUCCCCAGGACGAGGACUCAGCCGAGGACCUGGCUGACGGAGACGCAGACGAGUCCAGUGAAAACAGUCCGACCAAAACUGGUAGCCGGGAUGCGGAGCAAGAAAAUAACAAGACCCGGACCGGUUCCAAUGAAUGGUUGGCUUCCGAGAAUCCAGACCAAAACUCGCCAUUCACGCAUGAAGACUCUCAAACUGGCCUCUGGCUCUAUGGGACAGAUGCAUGCUCUUCUCAAGACUGGAAUGAGCCCCUUGAAGUGCCCCCGCUUAUCGAUCUCGGGUAUCUGCCCGAAGCAGGUUCCAUCGAUGAUCCGAGUCGGACUGAGAUCGCUUCCGGUGGCUACUCUGAAAUAGCAGCAUUGCCACCGGAUCUCCAGCGCUACUAUGACGAGCCAGUGAAUUGGUUUUAUGAGGGUGGCUUACCACAGAUGGGGAUGGGCCUUGAUGAUAGUGGUCUAGAUGUGGAGAAACGUAAUUUAUUUGAUACGUUCUAUGGCAAAACCUAUGGUUUAAACUGA